Aspergillus homomorphus CBS 101889 is the source of this 1166-nucleotide messenger RNA. Its product is annotated as polyadenylate-binding protein. The transcript is spliced from 4 exons. Gene Ontology annotation, molecular function: RNA binding. NCBI's taxonomy places the organism in Eukaryota, Fungi, Ascomycota, Eurotiomycetes, Eurotiales, Aspergillaceae. The record is from RefSeq and is a predicted model, not a curated record. The coding region runs from base 241 to 807 and encodes 188 amino acids.
CCACCUUUAAUCCAUCUUUGCUCCUAUCCCUCCCUCCACCGACCGCUGAAGAUCCAGUUCUGAGUUCUGGGUGUUGCAAAUCGCUCCUAUCUUAUCGGAUCUUGUAUUUUUCCAGCAGAUUUCCUACCCGCAACUCACUUGACCAGCCCGACCCGGCGGGAAGCUAUCGGUCUCGAGCUUUCACUUUGCGACCUGGUGGUGUAAACGGACAACCAGCAUCCACACAACCCCUAAUUAAACAUGGCGACAGAAGAACACAAGAUCGAGGAUGAGCACCUCGAAAAUCCCGAAGAGGCCGGUGAUGAUGAGGAGGAGAUCGCCGCGAUGAAGAAGCGAGUAGCUGAGAUGGAAUCUGAAGCCGCCAAGCUGCGCGAGAUGCAAGCCACGCUCGAUCAACAGUCGGAGAGCCUACGUGAGGACAAAGAAGAGAUCGACGCUCGGAGUAUCUUCGUCGGCAACGUGGACUACGGUGCUUCCCCCGAGGAGAUCCAGGCACACUUCCAGAGUUGUGGUUCGAUAAACCGGGUCACCAUUCUACUGGACAAGUUCACUGGGCAGCCCAAGGGAUAUGCCUAUGUUGAGUUCGCAGAGCCCAGUCUGGUAGCCCAGGCCCUCGUGUUGAAUGAGAGUGUCUUCCGCGGCCGCAACCUGAAGGUUGUUCCCAAGCGCACCAACCUGCCAGGUAUGACUCGAGGACGCGGGCGGGGUGGCUUCCGUGGCGGUCGGGGCUACCGCGGAGGUUUCGCGCCUCGGGGAGGUUAUCGUGGUGGCUAUCGUGGCCGGGGUCGCGGCUAUGCUCCUUACUAAAGAGGCAUUGAGCGCCAGACCAAUGUAUAUGGGGUGAUAUUCGUUCGCGCAAGGAAAAGCCCUACGGAGAUCAUCGCACGAAGCCCCAGCGCUACCAAGAAAUCCGAAUUGGCCAUGAUGGUCGCCUCGACUCACACUUGCACGUCUCUUUAAAUGAGGGAAAGGGAGGGGUUCUUUUUUCUUCUAGUCGUCUUUGGAGUCAACCUACUGGAAAGUACUUUGUAUGAUAACCAUUCUGGCAAUUUCGGACUGGGUCAGAAGGGCGGAAUACCUGUUUUUUCAUCUAGCUACAGAGUCUCGCUUCACGGGCAGGAACUGCCUGCAAAACCCGAAAAAUAUAUCAGAACGAUCAUGAAGCU